Messenger RNA from Mercenaria mercenaria, 4949 nucleotides. Its product is annotated as replication factor C subunit 1-like. Gene Ontology annotation, cellular component: nucleus; DNA replication factor C complex. Gene Ontology annotation, molecular function: ATP hydrolysis activity; DNA clamp loader activity; ATP binding. NCBI's taxonomy places the organism in Eukaryota, Metazoa, Mollusca, Bivalvia, Venerida, Veneridae. The transcript is spliced from 23 exons. The record is from RefSeq and is a predicted model, not a curated record. Gene Ontology annotation, biological process: DNA repair; DNA replication. Bases 108 to 3773 code for a protein of 1221 amino acids.
AUCAACGCAUGCGCAUUACGUUAUUUGGCGCGAAAUGUACACAAACUGCAAUUUUUGCAAAAUUUGACCGAUAGCAACUGUGUCAAGUACAUCUAUAAAUUGAUAUCAUGGAUAUAAGGAGUUUCUUUUCACCUGGAGGUGCGAAGAAGAGCGGGGCAGCUUCAACUCAGAAACCAGGUAAAGACACUGACUCUGGUCUGACAAAGAUCAAGAACGGAAAAGAAAAACAUAAAGAAGAUAUAACUGUCUCAAAUAAACUUAAAACUGAAAACAGUGACAUAAAUGGAAAUAAAAAGAAUGACAAAGAUGCGAAAAAGAAAAAGGAAAGCAAGAGUAGGGAUAGAAGUAAAGACAAAAGUGAUAGUAGACAUAAAGGGAAAAGUAGAGAGAAGAAUAAAGAAAAAGUAGUUGAAGAAAACGAAGUUAUUGAAAUAGAUGAUGAUUCGUUGCAAGAAAAACCCAAGAAGGAUAAGAAGGAGAAAGGGAAGAAUGUGGAUAAAAAUUUAUCAGAGAAAGAUGAAGUUGAUGACGAGGCUGCCACAGAGAAGAAGAGAGGGAAGAAGAGAAAGAAACAGGUCUCAAGUGAUGAAGACUUCGAUGUGAAGAUUGAUGAUGAUGAUGAAGAUGAUGAUAUGGUUGUCAAGAAAACUAAAAACAUGAAGAAAAAAGGAAAGAAGAUACAGAAACUUCUGGACUCUGAUUCUGAUGAAGACCCUUUACCAAAAGACAAGAAACAGAAGAAAUCCAGAAAGAAACAAACAGUGGUACACAUAGGAGGCGCUGGUGAAUAUACAGAAGAGGAGGUUAAACCAAAGAAGACUUUCCUUGAUAACUUCCUGGCGAGUCCCAGUCCCCAGAAGAAGGUAAAACCCAACGCUGAACCCACGAAAACUGAGGUUAAAAAAGAGGUGUCUGCGACAGAUUUCUUUGGAAAGUCAUCAGUGCAUAGAGUUGAGCGAAAGAUUACACAUGUUGAAAGAAAACCAGAAAAGGAUGAAGGAAAGGAGGCUAGUGUUCCUGUGGAAAUCGAUGAUGUUGAGAUGCACAGUGAUGAUGACUUUGAAAGAACGUUAGAACUUCUUGAUGAAGAAGCUAUCACUUCAGCUAAGAAAACAGAAGAGGACAAGAAAGAGGAGAGUAAACCUGUGAAGGAAGAAAAAGAGAAGACCAGUCUGUCAAGCAAACUUGCCAAUAAAGCAAAGCAGUCUGUGAUCUCACCAGAGAAAAAACAUGGCAUCCUUGUAGCUGAUACACCUGAUUCUAAAAGGCCCUCUCCAAAGAAAGCCAAAAUGGAGUUUGUUAUGCAUAGGACUGAAAGAAAAUCUGACACAUCUCCAACAAAGCCUAAGGAGUCUCCAACUAGGCCUGAUAAACACACCCCUCCGAAGAAAACUCCAGAUAAAGGGAGAAGUAAAACGGGGAGUGCCGAGAAGAAAAUCAGUCCGGCUAAAACUGAUUCUGAGACACCAGGUCAUAAAGGUGGAACUGGGUAUAGGUCUUACUUGAACCGGGCUGGUCCGCAGGCACUUGGCUCCAAGGAGAUACCAGAGGGAGCAGAAAACUGUUUAGAAGGGCUGACGUUUGUCAUCACAGGAGUUCUAGAGUCAUUUGAGAGGGAUGAAUCUAAGUCUAUGGUGGAGAGAUAUGGGGGAAAGGUUACUGGAAGCCUUAGUAAGAAAACAGACUACCUCGUAGCUGGCAGGGAUCCUGGACAGGCUAAAAUGUCAAAGGCAGAAUCGUUGAAAACCAAGAUUAUUGAUGAGGAUCAGCUGCUAGAUUUAAUCAGAACACGACCAGGCAAGAAGUCCAAAUAUACCAUACAAGCUGAGGAAUCUUUUAAAAAAGAGAAUUCACUGCAAAAAACGGCAUCCGGAAAAUUAGAUUCUUUUAAGAGAGACGCUCCAUCAAAAUCAGAAAGUGUUAGUGAUUCUAAAAUGCAUACCUCAUCUGAGUCAAACAGUCAAUCAGAAUUAACUAGUUCGCAAAAUGACCAAUCAGUGAAAAGUGGUAAAGUUCAAACUGACCAAUCACAGCCCUCGUUACUGUGGGUUGACAAAUACAAACCAUCUCAAAUGAAACAGAUUAUUGGUCAAACUGGUGAUAAAAGUAAUGCUAAGAAGUUACUUCAUUGGCUGAAUAACUGGCAUAGAAACCAAGCUGCUGGAGUUAAACCUGUGACUGGGAAAUUCUUUGGAGGUGGCGGGAGUGGUGAUGGGGCGGGGUUUAAAGCAGCUUUGUUGUCAGGACCGCCUGGUAUAGGGAAAACUACAACAGCAACAAUUGUUUGUAAGGAAGCAGGGUUUUCUUACGUUGAAUUGAAUGCUUCGGAUACAAGAAAUGCCAAAAGUCUGAAGGAGGUAGUCUCGCAGUCAGUAGGCAAUACAAGUAUUGUAGAUUACAUUGGGUCAGGAUUGUCCACAACACAUGGACACAAACACUGUCUCAUAAUGGAUGAGGUAGACGGGAUGAGUGGGAACGAGGACAGAGGAGGUGUAGGGGAAUUGGUAAACCUCAUCAAGAACACAAAGAUACCAAUUAUUACAAUGUGUAAUGACAGAAACCAUCCGAAAAUGAGAACACUGUCAAACCAUUGCUUCGAUCUCCGAUUUCAACGACCCAGAGUGGAACAAAUAAAGGCUGCUGUGAUGUCGAUAGCAUUUAAAGAAGGAUUAAAAAUUCCACCUCCAGCGGUGAAUGAAAUUAUUAUAGCAGCCAAUCAAGAUAUGAGACAGGUGAUACACAAUUUGUCACUGUGGACAGCGGCUGACAAGGCUGUUACGUAUGAUCAAGUGAAAUCCGAUGCUCAACAUGCAAAGAAAGAUAUGAAACUGGGACCUUUUGAUGUCUGUCGGAAAGUAUUUGUUGGAGGUGAGGAAACAAAUAGAAUGACGCUGAAUGAUAAGUCGGACUUGUUCUUCCACGACUACAACAUAGCGCCACUGUUUGUCCAGGAAAAUUAUGUUCAUGUCAUACCAUAUGCAGCCAGGAAUGGCAACACCAAGCACUUGUCUUUGCUGGCACGAUCAGCUGAUGCUCUGUGUGAUGGAGAUGUUUGCGAGAAAAGAAUUAGAACUAGUCAAAGCUGGGGUCUACUACCUCUAGAGGCAAUGUAUGCAAGUGUACUACCUGGAGAAUACAUGCGGGGCAAUAUAACACAAAUGAUUGCAUUUCCAAGUUGGCUCGGUAAAAAUUCUACAACAGGAAAAACCGAGAGAAUCCUGCAAGAACUAAGAACACAUAUGAGACUUGAGAUAUCCGGGGACAAGAAAAGUUUGAACCUGGACUAUCUGCCAUUCUUCCGUCAGUCACUGACACAACCUUUGAUACAAAAGGAAGCUGAGGGUGUACCGGAUGUUAUUAAGUUGAUGGAUGAAUACGAUAUAGUUAAAGAUGAUUUUGAUAAUAUUAUGGACAUAACGAAAUGGCCAAACAGUAUAGAUCCUUUGAGUAAACUUAGCACAAAGACAAAAGCAGCAUUUACCCGCACAUACAACAAAGAGGUUCAUAUGACACCGUACUCAACAGGAGCGGCUACUAAGAAGAAACGUGGAGGUGGAGCUAAUACAGAUGAGCUUGAACUCCUUGGAAACGAGGAGGAAGGCGGCGGAGCUGUUGAGGAGGAGGAGGAAGAGGGGGAUGACUUAGAAACUGAUACAAUGAUAAAAAAGAAAACAAAAGGAAAAGGCACAACAGAAACAAAAGGAAAAGGGAAGGGCCCAGCCAAGGGAAAAGGGGAGUCAAAAGGAAAAGGGAAAGGAAAGGGAAAAUCAUGACAGGAUUUCUUUGCUAAACAUUUGUUAACUGGUAUUGAAAACUGGAAAUACCGUGCAGGGAAGUGUUGCGGAUUAGUGAAGGGUGCAUGUGUUUGGCCUGAAAAGACAUUUAGUAAAAGGAUUGUUACUGUGUUGUUGAUAGUAAAGUUAGUGACUAUACCAAAGUGACUAUACCACACCAUAUGUGCUAACUUGCUGCUUCAUUGAUGGCAUUAGUGGUAAUAUAUGAUAUAUGAAAUUUUGCUGCUUAGAAAUGGCUAGGGGGUUAGUAAUGGCAGAAUGAAUGGGAGAUCUAGUAAAACCAGUCAGAAAAUUUCUACAUGGUGUAUUGAAUAGUAAAAGCAUUAGAUUUACUUUCUUAGCUAUGUGAAUGUGGCAACGUUGGGAUGAACAGUUUGAUCUAGCAAUACAGCAAUGUAUGUUAUAUCAUUUGAAGAAAAACAUAAUGUACACAAACAUAAUUCAUUCAAGAUUAAAAAAUCUUAAGCUGAGUUAAAUUGCUGCCGUAAUAUGACUAAAAUACUGUACAAAGAAAUGAUGAAGCUGAUCUGCAUUCAGAAAGGGAAGAAAUCUAAAAGUACUACCAUUUGCCUGUCUGUAUUGACUGCUAUAGAUUUGGUAGAUUUCGUGAUGGGUUUUAUUUUCGCUAUUAUUGGUGAAUAAUGCCGCUUGUGAGUUAAAUUUUUGCAAAUACUAUUAUUUGUUAUAUGAAAUACAAACACUCCUGUGGAAAAUGUGUUGUAGAGUUAACAAGAACAGUAUGCUUCAUUACAUUAUAAUAUCGUUUACAUCAUUUCUUGUUGUUGAGACCAUGUUACUUACUUGGGAUGUAGAAGUCUUUGUGAGAAAAUCAUUCAGCUUGUUUAUGGAAGAUUGGUGGUUCUACCGAGGUAAUCACUUACGCCUGUAAUAAUGCACAAAGGAGCACCUUCCUACACCAUUAAAAUCUUGAGACUUCCUACACCAUUAAAAGCUUGAGACUUCCUACACCAUUAAAAGCUGGAAAGUCACCAUAUGACCGAUAACUUAUGUCUGUGUGACAUUGAACCCGAUAGAUGCAUUAUUCAAGUGAAUGAAUUUGAACAUGUUGAAUUGUUUGUUUGUUUGUUAACAUGCAAUUGUAUAUGAUGUUGUAGAGUGCUAUUUGAAAUCGGAAAAAUGCUAAAAUGAAUAAAG